This is a messenger RNA of Pollicipes pollicipes, 2263 nucleotides long. RefSeq names its product HMG box-containing protein 4. The coding region runs from base 249 to 1565 and encodes 438 amino acids. The record is from RefSeq and is a predicted model, not a curated record. Lineage: Eukaryota; Metazoa; Arthropoda; Thecostraca; Pollicipedomorpha; Pollicipedidae. The transcript has 9 exons.
GAGUCGUGUUGCUGCCGUGGGCUGGGUAAUCCACCAGCGCGAGUCGAAUGACGCUAAAUUAGUGGCAAUGCUUUGCCCGUCCGGCUACCAACAUCGUUGUGUCUGAAGGCAGUGUGCAGAUUCAUGUGCAUAUUAAAAUAUUGUACUGCACUGUCAAAUGCAGAUGCUUGUAGCAGAUAAGGAGAGUAUUGAGGAAUGCAAUUUACCUAUCUUCCAACAUUAGGUGAUAAGCACACUUUCUGAGGAAGAUGAAUUCAUCAUUCUUUGACGUGGACAGCGGGGACGUGUCCCGGUCGGGUCGCGUCCGGAAGCGCUCCAGCAAGCUGGCCGGUUACGAGCCGCAGGAGGAGGCCGAGGCGAAGGCGGCGCGCAAGGAGCGGCGCGACAGUGGACAGCAGUCAGCCGGCCGCCGCAAGACCAAGGUGAUGGUGACACCCAACAUGUCGGAACGCGACGGCACUAUGAAGGCGGACGUCAUGGAAGACGUCGGGUCCGAAGAGGACCUCCAAGGGUACGAGGUGGACGGCUACGACACGGGCGGUGGCGUGGCCGGCAACGUCGAGAUCAAGGCCGAGAGCGAGGACGAGGACGACGACUUCUCCAACCUCAUCAUGGUGGCCAACGACGACGACGACGACUUCGAGGAUGACGAUGACGCCGACGCCGACGCCGACGCCGACGCCGACGCCGACGCCGAAGCCGACGCCGACGCCGAAGCCGACGCCCACGCCGACGCCGACGAUCCGGAACGCUUCUCGGACGUGGACGACUCUCUGGUGAUCGACGAGUCGCCGGCGCGCGUGCCGUCCGUGCCCGCGCCCGCGCGCCGCGGCAAGCCGGCAAAGCCGGGCCGUCAGAAGAAGGUGGCCGGGCGCCAGAAGAACGCCACCAAGAUGUGGAAGCAGCAGCGCAUGACCCGCAAGGAUAAGGGGCAAUCUCGGAUCACGGCGUACCUGCUGUGGGCCCGCGAGGUGCGCGACUUCGUGGUGAACGCCAACCCGUCGCUGGACUUCUCGCAGGUCAACAAGCGCCUGGGCGCCAUGUGGAAUGGCCUACCGGACGCCAAGAAAUACAACUUCAAGCGGCGCGCCCAGCGCAUCAACAGCCGGGCCAUGGCCAAGGAGGCCAGCACCAGUGCCAAGAUGAAGUCCACCGGCAAGGGCAAGGGCCGCACCACCGGCGCCAAGAAGACCUCGGACGGCGCCGCCGAGGCCGCCAUCUCCGAGGCGGCCGGCAAACAGCCCAGCAUGCCGCCACCGUCCAUGAGCGAGGCGACGUCGCUGGUGAACCCUACCAACUACCGCGUGUGCACCACGCAGCCAGUGGACCUGGCGGCUCACAUGGUGCUGCUCGGCGAGUCGCUGGGCGUCAUCGGGCGCAAGCUGCGUGAUCAUGACGGUCAGAUCGCCGUGUCCGGCAGCCUGUCGGUGCUGCUCGACUCCCUGCUCUGCGCGCUCGUGCCGCUGGUGGCGCUCACCAAGCAGGUGCCCGAGCUGGACGGCUGCGACGAGCGAGACCUGGUCAAGACGCUCGACAACAUCGCCUACUUCAUGCCCGGCCUCUGAGGCCGCCAGGCGGCGGACGCCCGCACCAGCCACCGACUCCUGCCGCGCGCCCGGCCUGUGGACACUGCUGAGCCCGCCAGGCGGCGGACGCCCGCGCCAGCCACCGACUCCUGCCACGCGCCCGGCCUGUGGACACUGCUGAGCCCGCCAGGCGGCGGACGCCCGCGCCAGCCACCGACUCCUGCCACGCGUCCGGCCUGUGGACACUGCUGAGCCCGCCACCGAAGAUCCAGACCACUGAGUACUGCUGCAGCGGCACUCAGCGGUGUGCAGAAGUGACGUGUCGCUGCCAAGCUCUGUCGGGACAGAUGGCGGUGUCGUCCGCAUGCUCGCACCGCGUUUGCCAGCACGACCCGCUGCUGGGACCGCCGGCGUCUCGCCCCCCCCCCCCCCCGGACGAUCUGAAAUGUGUGCGUUAAAUGGAGUAUCCGUUACCUUCAGUCGGUCAUUGGCCGGGAGUCAGUGUGCCAUUUGAAGCCAAUGCUGAGGUUCGCCGUGUCGCGCUGUCGCUUGUUUCCACUCAUCAGAGGUUCGACGGCCCAGCGGUGCUGCAGGAGGCGCGCGGCCGUGGCAGGCUGCCCGCAUCGGGGGCGGCGGCGGCAGUUGCAAGCGGUACUAUCGUUCAUGAAUACAAAUACCAUAUGUGUGCAUGAGGUACAGUUAGUUUUCUCAUCUCAAAUACAUAUUCGUCCACAUGA